This is a messenger RNA of Rhincodon typus (whale shark), 1150 nucleotides long. Its product is annotated as synaptosomal-associated protein 25-like. Gene Ontology annotation, cellular component: SNARE complex; plasma membrane. The transcript has 8 exons. Bases 257 to 886 code for a protein of 209 amino acids. Gene Ontology annotation, biological process: synaptic vesicle priming; exocytosis; synaptic vesicle fusion to presynaptic active zone membrane. NCBI's taxonomy places the organism in Eukaryota, Metazoa, Chordata, Chondrichthyes, Orectolobiformes, Rhincodontidae. Gene Ontology annotation, molecular function: syntaxin-1 binding; SNAP receptor activity; voltage-gated potassium channel activity. The record is from RefSeq and is a predicted model, not a curated record.
UGUGUGUUUGCUAUUACUGAAUGAGAUUGUAGGAGCUGGAGGGCAGCGUCCUGCCUUUUAAAGAGCUUUGUAAAGAGCGGCUCAUCCGAAGGCACAGUACGGGAGAGAGAGAGAGCGCCAUCACAGACUGGAUUUACUCACAAAAAGACUUUUCCAAAACGCACACAAAGGGGGAGAUUGACGACCCUUGAAGGCCUCUGUGCCUUGAGUAACCACAAGUCCUUCUAUGUAAUGUGACUGACUCACAGGAGGGGCCAUGGAUGGCAACGUGGACAUGAGGUCAGAACUGGAGGAGAUGCAGCGUUGUGCUGACCAGAUUACAGAUGAGUCUCUGGAAAGCACCCGUCGAAUGCUGCAACUGGUGGAGGAGAGCAAAGAUGCUGGGAUCAGGACUCUCGUCAUGCUGGAUGAACAAGGAGAGCAACUGGAGAGGAUUGAAGAGGGAAUGGAUCAAAUCAAUAAGGACAUGAAAGAAGCAGAAAAAAAUCUCUCGGAUCUGGGCAAAUGCUGCGGCCUUUGUUCCUGCCCCUGCAAUAAGUUAAAGAGCUUUGAGGCAGGAGGAGCUUACAAGAAGGUGUGGGGGAAUAACCAGGAUGGUGUGGUGGCCAGCCAACCUGCCCGAGUGAUGGAUGAUCGGGAACAGAUGGCAAUGAGCGGUGGAUACAUCCGAAGAGUUACUGAGGACGCGCGGGAAAAUGAGAUGGAGGAAAACCUGGAUCAGGUGGGAAGUAUCAUUGGCAACCUACGACACAUGGCUCUCGACAUGGGCAACGAGAUCAGUUCCCAGAAUGCCCAGAUUGACCGGAUUGUGACCAAGGGGGAUAUGAACAAAGCUCGUAUUGAUGAAGCCAACAAGCAUGCCAACAAGAUGCUGGAGAGUGGCUGAAGAAAAGCAAACUAUUCACCCAUCCCACACGCAUUGCCAGAUUCCCCAUUCCAUCUCCAUUGCAGCAUCUGAAAGGUCCUAGAGGGGCAAGUCCCCUGUGCUGUGAUAGGAAACCACAAGGUUCAAUAUCUUUGUGUACAUUUUAAUUUAUUUUACAAUUUUUCAGUGUAAUGAAUUGUUCCAGUUGUGGGAAGUGUAUCUUUUUAAAUGUGUGUUUGUAUUAAUGCCUGUCCAAAGAGUAAAUGGAGUGUAUUCAGUUUUUAA